Molecule: messenger RNA, 975 nt
Organism: Trichoderma asperellum CBS 433.97
Lineage: Eukaryota; Fungi; Ascomycota; Sordariomycetes; Hypocreales; Hypocreaceae
Molecular function (GO): oxidoreductase activity, acting on the CH-OH group of donors, NAD or NADP as acceptor; NADP binding
Source: RefSeq, a predicted model, not a curated record
AUGUCUUCAAGUCAGAGCACACCGACCAAAGUCGGAAUCUUGUCACUUGGUGAUAUGGGCGCUGGCAUUGCCAGGCUCUUAAUUGCUCAUGGGUUCCCCGUAGCUACCAACGGCCAAAAUCGGAGCGAGGACACCCUCGAGAGAGCACGCAGUGCCAAGGUCGAGCUACUCUCGUCAGACUUGGAGCUCGUGCAGCAAUGUUCCGUCAUCUUCUCAGUAGUGCCGCCGCGGGAUGCUGAAGCCACGGCUCAGCGAAUCGUUGAUGCACUGUCAGGUGGUUCCCAAAAGGAACCGAUCUACUAUGUUGAUCUAAACGCCGUGGCACCGUCGACAUGUAAGAGUAUCGUGGCCUUGUUCGAAAAGGCAAGAGUGCCCGUCAGGUUCAUCGAUGCCUGCAUCCUGGGUGGACCUCCCAGUCUCAAGAAAUCAAGCAAAGAGGGCAAAGAAGCCGAGUGGGAUCAGCCUAGCAUCCCCAUCUCGGGGCCUCACUCGUUAUCAGCGUUGCCGGAUGGAGAACGGCUCACGUCAGUCUUACAGCUGCGCUCUAUUUCGCCGGAAAUUGGCGCGGCCAGUGGCCUCAAGAUGUGCUUUGCGUCAAUAACGAAAGGCUUCACGGCGCUGGUUACGCAGUCCUUCACGACGGCACAUCGCCUUGGGGUGAGUGAUGAGCUGAAGCGGGAGUUGGAUAUCACGGUGCCGGCGAUGUUGGCGAGAGCGGAGAAGGGCGUUCCAGGCAUGCCACCAAAGGCCUAUCGCUGGGUGAGAGAGAUGGAGGAGAUUUCCAAGACGUUCCACGAGGAGGGCCAUUGGGAUAGAACAGUGUUUGAAGGUAUCGCUGGAAUUUAUAAAGCAGUUGCGGAAGAUGGCGUUCUUGGACAAGAGAAGAUUAAAAAGAGAAAGAGGGGGACCAGCAUAGACGAUGUUGCAGCGUUGAUGGCUGAGGGACUAGAAAGAAAGAAAAAGAAGACUGAGUAG